AUGGCGAAUCCAGAGGACUACGAAUUCUCCAUUAAAGGGCGUGCCUACAAGCUCUCGGCUAUCGAGAAGGCAACCAAAGGCACAGUCGUCAGAGUGUCUGCACUGACAAGCAAGGCACUCGAAGCACUGGAUCCCGCCCUCACAGAGCUCGGUGGUGAUGAAGGAAUUGAGAUUCUCGUCAUUGGCUUGAAGCCACCGCAAUCUAGCGCCGAAGCAGAGAAGCGAGCUACUGCGACCUCGAUUAACUCAAGACUGGCAGACCAGAGACUCUUGACCGCUGCUACAGCGGAGAGCAGCACUGAUGCCGUUAGAGUUGGUCGGGUUUAUAAAGGAAGUGGCAGAAUGUAUGCCAUAAACAGAGAAUCCGGGCUUCUCGUUGCCCAUAAAAUGAAAUACCAAGAGGCUUUUAUAUUCAGCGAUUUCAGGGACGACUUCAUCAUUCCUAAAGCGCAGCGGACGAUUGUGUGGGCCAGCAUGCAGAAAGCUUGCACACAACGAUAUAUUUGGCAGGGCUGUGGUGAGGCAGACGCAUACGAGACCUGCAGUCACUAUCGAGACUGA
This is a messenger RNA of Pyricularia grisea, 561 nucleotides long. RefSeq lists its product as uncharacterized. The record is from RefSeq and is a predicted model, not a curated record. Bases 1 to 561 code for a protein of 186 amino acids. The transcript has 2 exons. NCBI's taxonomy places the organism in Eukaryota, Fungi, Ascomycota, Sordariomycetes, Magnaporthales, Pyriculariaceae.